GUGUGAUCUGCUCACACUUGCCUGCAGUGCACAUUUUUACGUGAUUCUUUUUCAGCUUGUUGGACUUUUGGAUCCAGCCUCUAGUGGCCCUUUGGAGGAACUGCAGUAUUACAGGAGGUUAGCACACUGUACCGGCGUACUUCGUUUCGCAAAGAGGCGGGUAAACAGUGUAACGGGACAGAAACAUGGAGCCAAUGGCAUGUCGUCGAAUCUCUGGUGGUGUUCCCACAGCCGCGACUAAUGUGGAAGAUUUGAGUUGCACCCACAUCAACGAGAUACGGGUCGUUACAGCAGCCCUAUGGACACGACGUAGCGUCACGCCGGUGAUGUUUUGAAGCACACUCCCUUUUCUAUUACGUUCCCUGCCUCUUAGUGACUCUAGCCAAUAGCAAUAUCUCCUACUGAAAUACUUCUUUUGGCGCUAAAACCAAACUCCCUCUAGUUUUCUGUCGUCGAGGGCUCUGUUGGUGUCGCUAAUUUCGAGAAAAAGAAUCGGCGUGACACCGAUCACUGGCUCAAAAUGGGAAUCUCUGGACUGCUGCAGUUCAUCAAAGAUGCAGCAGAGCCCGUCAAUGUGAAAAAAUACAAAGGCCAGACGGUAGCUGUGGACACCUACUGUUGGCUGCAUAAAGGAGCUUUCUCGUGUGCUGAGAAACUUGCUAAAGGAGAACCGACUGACCAGUAUGUGUGGUACUGCAUGAAAUUUGUGGACAUGCUCUUGACCUUCAGUGUUAAGCCCAUACUGGUGUUUGAUGGACGCAAUCUGCCUUCAAAACAGGAGGUGGAAAAGGCUCGCAGAGAACGCAGAGAAACCAACCUACAAAAAGGGAGACAGCUGCUACGUGAGGGCAAACUGUCCGAGGCCAGAGAGUGUUUUAACCGCUGUGUUAACAUCACCCCGGCUAUGGCUCAUAACCUGAUUAAGGCUGCAAGGGCGAGAGGCGUGGACUGUGUUGUGGCUCCGUAUGAAGCUGAUGCUCAGCUGGCUUACCUCAGUAAAUCUGGUUUGGCCCAGGCGGUCAUCACAGAGGACUCUGACUUGCUGGCAUUUGGGUGCAAAAAGGUUAUUCUAAAGAUGGACAAGCAGGGCAAUGGCCUGGAGAUAGACCAAAGCAACCUCGGCCGCUGCCGAUCCUUGGGGAAUGUUUUCACUGAGGAAAAGUUCCGCUACAUGUGCAUCCUCUCUGGCUGUGACUAUCUUGCCUCUCUGCAUGGCAUCGGUCUGGGCAAAGCCUGCAAGCUGCUGCAGCUUGCCAAAGACCCUGAUAUACUGAGGGUAAUCAGAAAGAUGGGCCAGUACCUGAAGAUGAGUCUCGUCGUUCCCGAGCAGUACAUCGAGGGAUUUGUCAGAGCCAAUAACACCUUUCUCUAUCAGCUGGUUUUUGAUCCCGUCAGGAGGAAGGUCGUGCCCCUCAACCCAUACCCAGAGCACAUUGACCCAGUCACGCUGAGCUAUGCUGGACUUCAUUUAGGGGAUGAUAAGGGCUUGCAAAUGGCCUUGGGAAACCUUGACAUCAACAGCAUGGAGAGGAUCGAUGACUUCAGCCCAGACAAACCUAUUCCACAGCAAUGCAAAAGCCGCAGUCACAGCUGGAACUACUCACCGGCCUCCACAGGGCCGAGUAUAUGGAGCAGAGGCUUUACGCCAGCCACCGCGGCACCUGCCCGGCCCCCAACCUCUCCAGACAGGCCUCCCUCCACCAGGGGGAAGAAGAGAGUCAUCAACCUGGAUGGCCUGAGGAUACCCUGCAGAGAGCUGCAGGUGAAGAGGCCCGGAGAGGACUCAAGUAUAUCGGACCAGGAUGUGCUGCAGGAGUACUCUUCAUCCAGCCCAAAGCGCUCCAGGUCAGACCAGCCAGCAGACAAGCCCACAGUCACAAGCCUGCCCCGGUCACGCAACAUAUUUGCCACUGUCCUGCAGAGGAGGAACCAGGAAGCUGAGGAGGAUGGUCAGGUCACACGCAGCAGAUUCUUCAGCAGUUCCACAGCCACUCAGAAGUCCUCACCCAGCAUUCAGAACUGUGACGCUGAGAGUUCAGAUGGCCCGUCUCUGGAAACCACCAAGCCAUCUCCAUCACCCAGUACCACCAGUUCAGCCAGUCGUGGCCUCAGCCUAUUUCGCUGGUCAGACGGCCCGUCAACUGAACAAUCUAGCACGCCAUUGUCCACCUCAAGCUUGUCUGCGCUGCAGCAGUUCCAGUAUAAAAAGGAAAGCUGUUCAUCUCCACCAAAGGUCACCAGACCCUCUGGAGAUUCGGUUCUACCAGAGCCCUUCUCCCAGGACAGAAAAUCAGAGAAGGAUGAGCUCUCAGACUCCCCUCCCUCCCAGGACAGCGCUUAUUUCUCCCAGUCACAGCCCUACCUCACUUCCUACCAUAAAGAGGAAGCCCCCACCUACAGCUUCUCCUCCUCCUACCAGGAGGAUGCUGCUUCGGAAAGUAAUUCAAGCAAAGAUUCAGAGAUAGAGCACAGUCCCACACACUCAGCAGAAGCAGAGGUGAAACCUGGCAUGCCGAGAACUAAGGUUUCAGGUCUGCCAAAACCAAAGACCAGCAGCCAGAGUCAAACGGCAAGAGUGCAAACACUGGGUCCAGCGAGAGUCAGCGGACUGAGGAAAAGGUCUUUGAAUCUGGGCAAGAAAUUCCCCUCAGUGAAUAAUGAAAACAACCCUGGUGUCCAGGCCACCAUCAGCAGCCUCUGGAGGAACUUCAGCUUUAAAAAAGAAGCCCAGAAGAUGACUGGCUGUCAGAAAAAAGAGCCCAUGUCUCCAGUUAAAGACAAUGUGCUGGCCAGCUGAACGUCAGCACACGACUGCAUGUUUCACUCGGUGCUGAAUGCUCGGCGGAGCGAGGCUUUUAAACAUACCGUGUAUGUACCUGUAUUUACUGUAGAGUUUUAAAUAAAGAAAGCGUCUCCCUCUGUGUAGUCUGGA
Messenger RNA from Maylandia zebra (zebra mbuna), 2932 nucleotides. RefSeq names its product exonuclease 1 (gene exo1). Gene Ontology annotation, molecular function: DNA binding; 5'-3' DNA exonuclease activity; 5'-flap endonuclease activity. Gene Ontology annotation, cellular component: nucleus. The record is from RefSeq and is a predicted model, not a curated record. Lineage: Eukaryota; Metazoa; Chordata; Actinopteri; Cichliformes; Cichlidae. Gene Ontology annotation, biological process: DNA recombination; mismatch repair.